Messenger RNA from Hibiscus syriacus, 1242 nucleotides. RefSeq names its product GDSL esterase/lipase APG-like. Gene Ontology annotation, cellular component: apoplast. The record is from RefSeq and is a predicted model, not a curated record. The transcript has 5 exons. Lineage: Eukaryota; Viridiplantae; Streptophyta; Magnoliopsida; Malvales; Malvaceae. Bases 18 to 1094 code for a protein of 358 amino acids. Gene Ontology annotation, molecular function: hydrolase activity, acting on ester bonds.
CUUCCAAAUACAAUCAAAUGAUAAUGAAAAUGGAGGUUUAUAGCAGAUGCUUCAUGUUCAUAGUGUUUGCAUUUGCAUUUGUAAGCAAAGGGUAUGCACAAGAAUCGACCACUCUUGUUCCAGCAAUCAUGACAUUUGGUGACUCAGUGGUGGAUGUGGGGAAUAAUGACUAUCUCCCCACCAUCUUCAAGGCUAAUUACCCUCCCUAUGGGAGGGAUUUCGCUGAUCAAAAGCCUACUGGGAGGUUCUGCAAUGGGAAAUUGGCCACUGACAUCACUGCUGAAACUCUGGGGUUUACCAGUUAUCCACCAGCAUAUCUAAGCCCUGAAGCAUCAGGGAAGAACCUCCUUAUUGGAGCCAAUUUUGCUUCAGCUGGAUCCGGCUAUGAUGACAGAGCUGCCGCGUUAAAUCAUGCUAUCACAUUGACCCAACAGGUAGAGUAUUUCAAGGAGUAUCAGGGAAAGUUAGCGAAGGUAGCUGGCAGUAGCAAAUCAGCAUCCAUCAUCAAGGAUGCACUCUAUGUACUGAGUGCUGGAAGCGGUGACUUUCUCCAGAACUACUAUGUCAACCCUUUACUUAACCAUGCCUAUACGCCAGACCAGUAUGGCUCCUUCCUUAUCGACGCCUUCACAACUUUCGUCAAGAACACCUAUGGCUUGGGAGCCAGGAAAAUUGGAGUUACUUCUCUUCCUCCCUUAGGUUGCAUUCCCUUAGCGAGAACGUUGUUCGGUAACCAUGAGAAUGGAUGUGUGACCAGGUUCAAUACCGAUGCUCAGCAAUUCAACAAAAAGCUCAACGCAGCCGCAGCCAAUCUCCAGAAGCAGUAUCCUGAUCUCAGAAUUGUGGUUUUCGACAUUUUCAAGGCACUAUUGGAUAUUGUUAAAUCCCCCUCAAACUACGGUUUCGUGGAAGCAGCGAGAGGCUGCUGUGGAACAGGGACCGUAGAGACGACUGAAUUCCUGUGCAAUCCGCAUACACUGGGAACUUGUUCGAAUGCCUCCCAGUAUGUGUUUUGGGACAGUGUUCAUCCAUCUCAGGCUGCUAAUCAGGUCCUUGCUGAUGCAUUGAUUGCUCAGGGCGUUGCCCUCCUUUGAUGCAUUACUAUGUCUAUUUGCCCUGUACUAGGCCUACCACUACUCUUUACUAUUACCUUAAUCAACAAGUGACUCAUACUGCAGUAGCUUGUAUUUGCAGUUAAAGUUUCUUUUCUCCUCAAUUUAUACUACUUUUUUUUAUUUUCUA